Messenger RNA from Cucurbitaria berberidis CBS 394.84, 1902 nucleotides. RefSeq lists its product as uncharacterized. Bases 1 to 1902 code for a protein of 633 amino acids. Lineage: Eukaryota; Fungi; Ascomycota; Dothideomycetes; Pleosporales; Cucurbitariaceae. The transcript has 3 exons. The record is from RefSeq and is a predicted model, not a curated record.
AUGGAUCAGCAACUGACGCUGAAUAUUAUGGCCGCCCUUGACUUGGAACCGAAACCGCUGGGUUUGCAAAGUUAUCCAGAUUCAACACUGAAAAAGAAUGACCAGGGGAGCUGGAAUAGCGCUGUUGAUAAUUCCUCUGGCCAAUUCCACAAGCGACGACACUCAAACAGCACUUUUGAUGAUUCGGCGGCAACCUCAAGAUCAACUUCAAGGUCAUCAUCUCCUAGGCCUAGUUUGCCAUCGUCCACUACUACGCCCAGCUUGUGCACCAACGAAAGUUUUGUUGGGUUCAAUACGACGAGCACACGGCGACCUUCGGCUCUGAGUUGGUUGAGGUCGUCCAUCAGUACAGCUUCAACAUCUACCACGGUCAGUCGUAGGGCUAUGUUUCCAGCGGACUUCCAGACACGUCCUGAGCAUCCGGAAAAGCAUUUCGUAGAUGCUAUCGGAGUAUUUCUCCCAGGAGUUUGCGAUAGAACUCAAUGCACAAAUUCGCGUGCACAUUUCGUCUCGACUUUCCGCUUGUGUGAGCCGAUUGAGUACACCACAGCUCUAGCCGACCACGGUAUAACGUAUACGGACUACUGCCGCUUGGUGACCGCCCUCUCGAACUUCCUCGAUGAAAUUACUUCUGAUUCGAAGCACAAGAAGAAAUCAAGAGACGUGGGCGGGACGACCUCUUCACCACCUCAAAAGAACGUGUUCUUUGACACGACUGAGCAGCUCGACAAAGCUAGGCAACAUGCCGAUGCUCUCAACAGGCUUCUUGAAGAAAUAACGUGGAAUAUCCAAGCAAGAGGCGUUCCAGUGACGAUCAGUGUCAACUCUUUCUCGCUCUUCGCUCCGCAUCGUAUCUCGGAGGCCCAUAUCCAAAUUCUCCACGUGACGCUUGAGCAGAUGCUCCAAGCAGGACUUGAACCCGAUAUUACUCCAGGAGUAGGAACAACAGACCCAAAUGAGGAGGAUCGACUAUCAUUCAUCGAUAUGUCCGCAUUGGUGGGGUUCGAAGAGAGAUCGCUACUGUCGAAGCUCGAAGGUCAAAUAGUAUCUGCUUCGACUCACACAAAGGAGCCCAGACACCAACACCAGCGAACAAAGAUACGCGACCGUUCGAGGCCGGCCCCCCUGUGGCCCAACGCGAUUCCUUCGCGCAAACGGCCAAUCAUGAGCGCCAAUGCCGACCGGUAUGGUGUAGACCCUUACUUUCGCGCCUGGAUGAGAGCCAAUAUCAAUUCUCGGACACAAACAAACACGUACGCCAAGUACAUGAUCGAGCAGGAGGACGAUAUCUUUGUCAACAAGAGACUAGAGUACACAGUGUCGACGUCUAGGGGUGCUUUGAUAAUGGACGUAUUGGUAAAUGGAACCCAAGCCUGGAAAGAGCACUAUGCCAGUACGGUGAACAGGACAAAGUACGAGCAUAAUAGAAGAUUGGAGUGCCGCAGAAACGUUGAGCGUGGUUCCAGGUUGAGGAUCCUUCGCUUCGGGUUCAGGCAUUCGAUUUACCCUCCCCAUACGCCAGAGAUGAGCGCCCUCGGCCUCACCAAAGGAGCAUACCAGACUAUCAUAUCCAACAUCGAAUCCAUCCAAACGCAUGCUCAAUUAAGUACUCAUGAUUCGCGUCUGUCAUGCUUGAUGGCAUCGCUGAACAAGCUUCGGAGGCGGGGUACCGAAGAUGCCUUGAUGAAAGUGAGCGAGUAUCUCCGUGAACUGAACGCCUCGCAACGGCGCAUUGUCUGGACAAUCGAGAAGAUACCGGGAGUCUAUGACCGAGGACUUGCCAGAGACCGGACAGAAUGGGAAAUCAGUGCGUGGAAUGGGGAGGAUCCACUCGAGCUGGUGUUACAGUUGGAGAAAUGGGGCAUCAUUGAGAAUCGACUGGGGGUUGAUGACGACGAAUGA